Spea bombifrons (plains spadefoot toad) is the source of this 3579-nucleotide messenger RNA. RefSeq names its product family with sequence similarity 83 member B (gene SACK1B). NCBI's taxonomy places the organism in Eukaryota, Metazoa, Chordata, Amphibia, Anura, Pelobatidae. Gene Ontology annotation, cellular component: membrane; cytoplasm. Gene Ontology annotation, biological process: epidermal growth factor receptor signaling pathway. The record is from RefSeq and is a predicted model, not a curated record. Bases 200 to 3406 code for a protein of 1068 amino acids. The transcript has 5 exons.
UUGUUACGACAGGUUAACAGCAACACACCUGUCUGCCACAGGCUGUCUUCACAAGCACUUCCCAAACCCAAGCACAUUUCUUUCACAUCUCUUCCUGAGUGUGACACAUUAGGAUUGGUAGCUGUAUCCUGCAAGCUUCUAACUAGCUGGCUGUGUGCUGGUUUCAAGUUAAAUGGUUUUUUAUCUUUAAAGAUUCUCAAUGUCUGCAAUGGUGGAAUCACUGUCAUUGCUUUCAUCAUUGCAUGAUGAAAACAAAUCAGAAAACUACCUAGAACCUCACUAUAAAGAAUGGUACCGUGUCGCCAUUGAUACUUUGAUCGAAGGGGGUAUUACUUCAUAUAAAGAAUUUCUUGUCAAAGAAAGAGCUACAGAGUUUCUAGCAGAGGAUGAGCUCAACUACAUUACGAAUCACAUCCAAAAGCCAGUGGAUAAUAAUGACAAUUCACAAGGAGAUUUUAAUGAUGACACCUCUUCCUCUGGGACAUAUUGGCCUAUGGAAUCUGAUGUAGAAGCUCCAAAUCUUGACCUCGGAUGGCCUUAUGUGGCACCUGGACAUGUAGGAGCUACAGACAUAACUUUGUAUUUUCAUCCUCCAAGAGGACAUCCCUUCACAAUUAAAGAAAUGAUUAGGAAGAUGAUCAAAGAAGCAAGGCAGGUGAUAGCCAUUGUUAUGGAUAUGUUUACUGAUGUCGAUAUUUUCAAAGAACUUGUGGAAGCAUCGACCAGAGGGGUACCAGUUUAUCUUCUUCUGGAUGACAUCAACUUUCCUCAUUUUCUUAAGAUGACUGAGAAACAGGGGAUACAAAUACAAAGACUCAGAAACAUGAGAGUAAGAACUGUUAAAGGCCAGGAUUAUUUUUCAAAAUCAGGAGCUAAAUUCUGUGGUCAAAUGGAACAGAAAUUUGUGCUGGUUGAUUGUGAAAAAGUCAUGUAUGGUACUUACAGCUUCAUGUGGUCAUAUGAAAAGGUCCACCUGAGUAUGGUCCAAGUUAUCAGUGGAAAGCUAGUGGAAUCUUUUGAUGAAGAAUUUCGAACACUGUAUGCCCGUUCUUUCAUUCCCUCUGUGUUUGGACCAGAAGAUUCAGUAAUAGGAAAACAUAAAAAAAUUCCCUGGGAAACUCAUUCCUACCAGAAUUCAAUAUCUUCUUUAAUUUCAGCUUCAAGUCAAAGAAGCCUCUUUGGAAGAAAAGACCAAAUUAACACACUGGACUCUGCCUACUUAAAAACAAGAAGUAGAUUUACAAACAAUGAAGAGGACAAAUACGGCAUGAGAACUUUAUCGUAUCGUCCUCAUCACCAGUUAGGAUUCAAUGUCCAAAAUAAAAUGAAUCACUUCCAGCAAUUUGAACGGCACGAUAACUGGAAGCGACAUAGCUAUGCUGCUGGGGACAAGGCAGAGCCAUCUUCCUACCUGUUGCUAAACAGAAGUAUUAACAACAGAGCUAACAAUGCACCAAUUAACUGGAGUAGGCAAGCAGAUGUUUCCAGUAUUGGAUCAUCAUCAAGAGGUGGCUAUUCAAGCAAUUAUAAUUACAAUGGAUCCACACAAAGUUUUGCUAACAGGUUAUCACAAAGGCAGGCACCCAAACUUCAUGAAAGAAAUUCAAAUGUACGAAGGUCUUUCCAUGGAACAGAUAGCCAUAUACGAUCAGUUCAGCAAAGGAUGCCAACACUGGAACAUACUACCAAGUCAUUUCUACGUAAUUGGCGAAUUGAAUCUUACCUAAAUGAUCAUUCGGAUAUCAUCCCAGACACACAAGAAACUAAUGGAGACAUCAUAGUAAAUGAGGGGAAUGAAAACGUCAUUGAGAAUUCUCUCUAUAAUCACUCUCGUCUCCGCUCAUCAAUAUUGUAUAAGCCAACAUUGCCUGAACAAAAGGAAGCUAACAGUUAUACUACUGGUUCAUCACAUUCAAACUCCACCAUAGUUGAUUCUCAAGGAAGCCUCACACCAAAGGCAUGCACACCACAAAAUAGGUUCUCGGAGUCUAGUAACAUGAAUAACUUCAACUAUGAAGCUCAUCACUUGUCACAACAGGAUACACUAAAGAGACAUAGUUUGCAGGUUCCAGAUGGCACACGUAUAGGUUCACAUUACACAAAACAGGGACCAUCCAGUUACCUCUAUACAACUCUUUGUACUAAUAGACCAUCAGACAGUGUUAGGAACCAGCAAAGUGAUAGCAUCCUAAAACGACGCAGUUUGCCUAUUUUUGAAAGUCGGAAAGUUAAUACCAGUCAAAAUAGCAUAAUACCAGAAAAUUACAUUUACAACACUUUGGUAAAACAAAAAGCUGAAAACCCUGUUCAUCAAGGUGACGCAACAUUAAAUAGCAGUCAGAAAUUAGAAACCAGAUUGCACAAUACAGACAACAGCAGCAAACCACACAACUCUAUUGUGACCAAUGCCUUAUCCACAGAAUCAUUAGAUGACAUUAAUAAUGAGGAACAUGUGAAAGAUGGAACUGGCAAAAAAGAAAGCAAGGGAUCCCCCAAUUUUCUUAAAAAGGGAUCAAAAAAGCUUAAAUCUUUACUUAAUCUCGCACCGGAGAAAAAAGAAAGCCUAUCUAAAAACAAAACACCUUCUUUUUAUAGAAUGUGCAGUAGUUCAGACACACUAAUUUCUGAAGAUGAUAGCCAGGAAAGUAAUAAAAAGUCUGAUACAAAACAUGAUACAUUGCUAAAACGAGAAAAGUCAUCUUCACAAUUCAGUCUUCAUAAAAGUAAAGAAAAUGUUGGUGCUAGCAUAUCUCCCACUGCCAUCAUUGAUGAGUCCAUUAAAAAAAAUCCUGCUCCUGCUGCUACAAUUGUGGAGAACAAAUUUCUGGAGAAUACUGGAGAUGCAUCUGCCCCGCGAUUUAAUACAGAGCAAAUGCAAUUUCAAGAUACCCGUACACAAAAUGUUCCCUAUGGAAGGGCAAUGUCUCCAGCAGUGCAGCAUAGGGAAAUGUAUCUGAGGCAUCAGAAAGAGGCAGCACAGAGGGAGACAUCGAUGCGAGAGUUACAACAUGAUAUGCCUCCAAUGUUACAGAGGGAGAUGCAUCUGAGGCACUCACAACAUAGGGAAAUACCUCAAAAAGACAUACUACGCAGGGAUUUACACAUUCAACAAAAACCAGAUUACCCAAAACCUCAAGUGGACCCUAGUCAUGCUCGAGUAACUGAAAGGAGAAUUUAUAGUCGUUUUGAACCAUUUAGUAAGCUAGAAAACACAAUUACACCUAGUGUGCACAACAAUAAUGUUCAAAUUCCAGACUUUACUAACAAAGGGAUUGGAAAUAACUACAACAGACCCAGUAAUCAAAUGAAUUACAGUUCGCCAGUUUACAACUAUGUGCAACCGAAUGAAAAUAGAUUCGGAAGAUUCAUGCAGAAAUUUGGAAGCUUUAUUCACAAAAAACAAUAAACAAAAUGAACCAUUUUUUGGACUUUUCUAAUUCAUUGUAAAAAAAAAAAAAUAACACAACCAAACAAAAUGGCUGCUUCAUACCUAAAAAGGAAGAAUUAAUGUAUUUUCAAAAAAAGAGUUUUACAACUGUUGUAUAGUAAUUGGUUUUCUUAAUAAAACUAUUUUGGUCA